AUGUCUGAAGAUGCUUUGUUGGAAGAGGACAUUUGGGAAUACAAGUCCAUCAGAAAGCAAAAGCAUCAGAAUAGCAUCUCUACACCUGUGCAGAAAGUAAGUGAUAGCAAGGGCAGGCCAAAAAAAAAGAGAAACAGAAAUAAAAAGAAAUCUGUGGAAAAAACUGAUGGACUUCAGAAAACUGAGCAGAGAUCAAGGCCAGAUCAGGAUGUGGAUCAGUGCAAAGAUGACAGUAGUGUGCACUCACAGGAGAGCGUGAGUAGCUCGACAGGACAGAGCUCACAAAACGGGAAGCCUGUGCAUGAUGGAUACUGUCCGAGCUGCCAGAUGCCUUUCUCUUUGCUAUUGGUGCAGACACCUCGCUGGCAUGUUGCUGAAUGUUUGGAUACUCCAGGAGCCACUGAAAAAGAGUGUCCUGAUGGUUUACUGUGCAAUUCCACCAUGCCAUCUCACUACAAGCGUUACAGCCAUUUUCUACUUGCAGCAAGCAGGGCAGGAGAUUAUCUUAUAAACUCUUCAGCAGACCCUUUGGAGAGGACAAUGACAUAUUCUACUGUUACAAAGCCCUGCUAUUCCCCAAGUCAUGUAGAGGAAAUCUCACAGAAUGAGAAACAAUCAAAUAACAUGAAAAAUGUCCCAAAUGAUGACUGUACAUUGAUGGUACGCAGCUCACCACAAGGGAAGUCUCUCAACAUAAUCAGUGGAAGUACUUCCUCUUUUACAGAUAUUCAGAAGUCUCAACAGACGUUUCAGCUCACACAGGACACAGAUAACAGUUGUCAAUUUGAAUUUUAUGACUUUCCAUUCUCUCAAGAAAGUGGAACAGGAGAAGAUCCAUCUACUCAGAAAGAUACAAGUCAGCCGAGUCUACUACAGUCAAAAGUGGACUUCAGUGACUGUGAAAUUUCUUAUUCUCCACUGAGUACUUUUGAGGAAAGUGAAGACGAAAGAGAGGAAGAGGGGAAGAAAGUAAAAAUAUCACAAAAUAAAUUAUUUGAGGUUUGUAACUCUGAAAAUGAUGAGUCUAAUUCUGUAACGUUUAAAACAUUUGAUGGACAUCUCUUACAGCAGAAGCCUCAGGGUGAACAUACCAAAAUUAGACGUGUCUUAAUUAAAAAAACACACUGUGAGGAAGUAAAGACAUUUAACCAUCUGGAUCAUAACAUAAAAACAAUUUCUCAGGGUCACAUGAACAGCAAUUAUUGUAAUUCAACAUGUGUGGAUAAUCAGUAUCAAGAAAUGCUAUCCCCUGGAUCCUCUUUUAACUGCAAGGAGGUUGAGCAGCUAGAACUGAUUUCCUCUGCUGCUACAGCAGGUAACACAGAGUCAGAAGAUACUGGUGCUUGUGCUUUGGAUUCUGCGUGUGUGAGUUUUACUGACCCAUCAUCACUACUAGGCAGAGAAGAUGAUGUCUCUCUUCUGACACAGAAAAGCAAUGUUUUGAGAGACCCAACUAAUAUCUUAAUCAGCACAGAUAAAAUGACUGCCAAUGUGAUUGAAAAAACAGCUUGCCAGGAGAACUUGCAAUCAGUAGUGGAGAAAGAAGAAAAUAGAGCUGCUCUGUGCUUCUCCAGCCCCAUCUCUAAAACUGCACCACCUUUUCCUUUAGCAAGUAUGACUGCCAAAUCCAGUUCUGGCAAAGAACUCAAACAAAUGGACAUUGGUGUUUUCUUUGGGUUAAAACCCAAAGUAAAAGAGGAAAGCAAAGGAGAGACAUGUUUGAGUAAGGGAAAGCAGACAGCAGAUUCAGUAACUCCCAAUGGAAAGAGGCCCAGGCAGCAGAAAAGGAAAGCUGAAGGGUCUGUGGAAGAUGUUGAAGCAGUUGCAGAAAGUACAGAUAAAAUUGGAAGCUUUGCAGAUGUAAGCUUUGGUGGCCAACGAAGGUGGAGAAAAAAAUUUAAAGACUUACCUACUUCAGAUGAAGGGACAAGAAAAAACCACUGCCCUUUCUACAAGAAAAUACCAGGAACUGGUUUUACAGUUGAUGCCUUCCGUUACGGAGAAAUUGAAGGCUGCACUGCUUAUUUCCUUACUCAUUUUCACUCUGAUCACUAUUGUGGGCUAACAAAAAACUUCAUGUUUCCAAUCUACUGUAAUAAGAUAACUGGCAAUCUGGUGAAGAGCAAACUUCGAGUCCAAGAGCAGUACAUCCACAUGCUGCCGAUGGACACCGAAUGUAUAGUGAAUGGGAUCAAAGUGGUGUUGCUUGAUGCCAAUCACUGUCCAGGUGCAACAAUGAUCCUUUUCUAUCUACCAAGCGGAACUGUUAUUCUGCACACAGGAGACUUCAGGGCAGAUCCUUCUAUGGAGCGCUACCCUGCUUUGAUAGGUCAGCAAGUCCACACCCUUUACCUUGAUACCACAUACUGUAGUCCUGAAUACACUUUUCCUUCUCAACAAGAGGUUAUCCAGUUUGCUGUCAAUACUGCCUUUGAGACAGUGACUUUAAACCCACGUACUCUGGUUGUCUGUGGCACCUAUUCCAUUGGGAAAGAGAAAGUUUUUUUAGCGAUUGCUGAAGUUUUGGGCUCAAAAGCAAGCGUGUCCCGUGAUAAGUACAAAACACUGCAGUGCUUGGAGUCAGCAGCUGUUAAUUCCCUCAUCAGUGUGGAAUGGGCUGGUACUUUGCUUCAUGUCCUUCCCAUGAUGCAAAUUAAUUUUAAGAGCUUGCAAGACCACUUGAAUAAGUUUUCUGAGAAUUUUGAUCAAGUGCUGGCUUUCCGACCUACCGGGUGGACCUACUCUGAUUCAUGCUUUUCUCUGGCAGAUAUCAAACCUCAGACAAGAGGAAAGAUCACCAUAUAUGGGAUUCCUUACAGUGAACACAGCAGUUACCUGGAGAUGAAGCGUUUCGUUCAGUGGUUGAAGCCACAGAAAAUCAUCCCCACUGUAAACGUCGGUGACUGGCGAGCUAGAAGCUUGAUGGAGAAGCAUUUUAGAGACUGGAUGACUGAGGGCAGUAGCAGAAAUAAAGAUAAGGAAGAAGGAAUAUUUGAAAGGAGGUAG
Molecule: messenger RNA, 3006 nt
Organism: Indicator indicator
Lineage: Eukaryota; Metazoa; Chordata; Aves; Piciformes; Indicatoridae
Gene: DCLRE1A
Product: DNA cross-link repair 1A
Exons: 9
Coding region: 1-3006 (1001 amino acids)
Biological process (GO): interstrand cross-link repair; protection from non-homologous end joining at telomere; double-strand break repair via nonhomologous end joining
Molecular function (GO): 5'-3' DNA exonuclease activity; damaged DNA binding
Source: RefSeq, a predicted model, not a curated record